Molecule: messenger RNA, 3076 nt
Organism: Nematostella vectensis (starlet sea anemone)
Lineage: Eukaryota; Metazoa; Cnidaria; Anthozoa; Actiniaria; Edwardsiidae
Product: signal peptide peptidase-like 3
Exons: 14
Coding region: 469-1614 (381 amino acids)
Biological process (GO): membrane protein proteolysis
Cellular component (GO): Golgi-associated vesicle membrane; lumenal side of endoplasmic reticulum membrane; cytoplasmic side of endoplasmic reticulum membrane
Molecular function (GO): aspartic endopeptidase activity, intramembrane cleaving
Source: RefSeq, a predicted model, not a curated record
AACUGGUGACAAUGCGGCUUCAACGUCGCCGAAACUCUUGUUGUCGGAAUCUGUUAGUAAAAUUUACUUGCGAAAAACAAACAGAACCGGAACACCGCAGAACCACGUGGCUACAGUCGGUCUUCGAACAAGAUCAACCAGAUCCAGGAAAAAUUAUUUCACAUGUCGCUUGGAAAAAAAAUUUAAUAGUUAUACUACCCUCGAAUACUCUCUCAAUUUUUUACUCACAUUCGCUUUUUGGGUACCCUGAGUUUUACCCACACGUCCAUGCGCUCGUAGAAGCGCUCGUUCGAGAAGAUAAAUAACAACAAUGGCGAGCCAUGUAUGCCUGACAAGAAACUACAGAAGGACUUAGGACCUGUGCAAGCUUCAUUUUAUCUCCACAUGCUUCAUUUGUGUGCCUUAGUGCAGUGUAGAUAGCAAGUUGCCUUAUGUUCUCUUUUGCACCAGGAUAUACCUAGUGUAGCUAUGGAACAAGAGACUGGGCACCAAUGGUUUUAUUUGCUGUUGGAUAGCUCUAGAAUUCUCACCAUCGUCAUCUCCAUUUUGCUUAUCAUAUAUGGAAGUUUCAGAGCUCUUGGUAUAGACUCGGCCUGCAAGAACCAGGCUGAUGCUGACGAUGACUCCGGACAAGGAGGCACUCCCCUAAAUGGCUUCCUUGAUGGUUUUCAGACCAUCAAUUCAGCACAAGCUGUUUUUCUACCUGUUGGGGCGUCUUUCUCCCUUCUCGUUAUGUUUUUCUUCUUUGAUACACUUCAGUUCUUCUUUGCACUCUGCACAGCAGUUCUCGCUACAGUGGCCUUUUCAUUUCUUCUUCUUCCUGUCUGCCAGUGCAUACUCCGGCCAUGUGACAAGAACCCCAAUCACAAGAUCUCCCUUGGUUUCUGUGGCCGGUUCACUUGUGCUGAGCUCAUGUCUCUUGUGCUGUCUGCCAUGUUAGUUCUUGUGUGGAUUCUGACGGGUCAUUGGGUCCUCAUGGAUGCGCUGGCAAUGGGCCUUUGUGUGUCUAUGAUUGCUUACAUUCGUCUCCCAAGUCUGAAAGUUUCCACUUUACUACUUACUGGUCUGCUGAUCUAUGAUGUAUUUUGGGUGUUUUUCUCUGCUUAUAUAUUUAAAACUAAUGUGAUGGUGAGAGUAGCAACCCAGCAGGCAAAUAAUCCAGUAAGUAAUCCAGUUGCAUAUGUAGCCAGUAAAUUCAGAAUGAACUCAUUCAAUUCUUCUCCCCAAAUCUCUCUGCCAGGAAAGCUUGUAUUCCCAAGUCAAGAACGUGGGCGAUUCUCAAUGUUGGGCCUUGGAGAUAUAGUGAUGCCCGGCCUGCUUUUGUGUUUUGUCAUGCGCUAUGACAAGUACAAGCGCCAGCAAGCCCCGCCUACAGACACAGAGUCCCGAAUCACUUACUUCCACUGCUCACUCGUAGGUUAUAUUGUAGGACUAGUUACAGCUACGGUUGCAUCGGAGGUGUACAAGGCGGCCCAGCCCGCUCUCCUCUAUUUGGUACCAUUUACGCUAUUACCCAUACUACUCAUGGCCUAUCUAAAGGGUGAUUUGAGGAAGAUGUGGCAAGACCCUUUUCUAGCUAAUGCUUUGCCAAAAGCAAAGUUCAUGGAGGUUUGACACGGCCAUAAACAAGACACAGAAAUAUUCUAAAAGGAAAGAUGACAUUACUCAAGCUUAGCGAAUUCGAGUUGUAUAUAAUCGUUUGCAUGGGCAAACUGGGAGUUCUUGGAUCUUGCUGAUGAUCAUGUUUUGCAUCUGGAUUUCAAAAUGAGUACUAGGAUAUCUCAGAGACUGAAACAUGUGUUUUUUGGGGGUGUCUCGUGCAAAACAGUGCCAGCAUCAACGUGGAAAAGCUUUCAUUGCUGAUCCCAGAAGUGUGUGAUGCUUUUGUUAACUUUCACUAACAGCAUAACUUGGCUCGUUAAUGCCAAGUAAUGAUGACUUUUAAACCCGAUUGUUAGUAAGGCAAGGGUGUUAUGGUUUUUAGCUAUUCUAUGUUAUAGUCUGCCUUGAAAGCUGCUAGCAAAUUACUCAAGGGCCAUGGAGAGAGAGGGACUGAAGACAUCUUUUUUUUUCUUAACUACACUAAGUAUUAUGUUGAGUUUGGGCCCUUUCAUUGAGUUGGGGUGUGUUGAGUUUGGGCCCUUUCAUUGAGUUGGGGUGAUGACUUUGAUGAUGAUGACAAAGGCGGUGAUGGUUUUGAAAAUGAUGACAAAGGCGGUGGUGAUGAUGACGUCAAAGGCGGUGGUGAUGAUGAUGACAAAGGCAGUGGUGAUGUAGAGGAAGCCGGAUGGAUGAUUUUGAUGGUGAUGGUGCUAGUGGCGGUUUUGAUGUUAAUGGUUUUAAUGAUGAUGACAAUUACAGUUAUGUUGAAGGUGAUGUUUUAAUGGUGAUGAAGAUGAUGAUGACGAUUAAGGUAGAGCGUAUUGUGAGUACUGCUGCUGCAAUUGGUGAUGAUGAUGAUGAUGAUGAUGAUGAUUGUUGUUGUUGUAACUAUCUUUGUGGUGAUGAACAUUGAAAACCAAGACAACACGAUGCUGCUAAAAGUAUGCUGUUUCUAUAGCCAAAUUCGUUGUUGCGCGACCUCACAGAAUCGAAUAUUCUUUUCUUCGUUUGGGAAUAGCGCGUAGUCAAGCAAACCAAACAAUCAAAACCAGACAAGCCGCCCCCAAAGCGUGUCUGACUAAGCGCUAUUCCCAAACGAGACAAGGAUUUUGGAUUCGCCGAGGUCGCGCAACGAAUUUGGCUGUAAUCAAAAACACCUGUUUAUCACAAGACAUUGUACUAAAGCCACUUGGUAGCCUUGUAGACUCUGUCCUGAUAUAGAACACAAAUAUGGAUAUCUGAUUACAAAAUCUACCCGUAUUUAUUGUAAAAAGGAGACUAGAGUGCUGAUGCGUCCGCUAUUGCUAUACUUCAUCCUCGCAGGGAAAAUAGAAAGCUUUAGAGUAGCUGUGAAUAUAUAUUUUCGUUAAGAUAAUAAAGAGAAUAAGGGGAUAGAUUUUAACAUUUUAUUGAUUACGAUUGAAUUAUAGCUAUGUAUAUAUUAAAUUAUAUAAUAAAUGUUUUACUUUGUGAA